Leguminivora glycinivorella is the source of this 2665-nucleotide messenger RNA. RefSeq names its product E3 ubiquitin-protein ligase SIAH1A-like. Gene Ontology annotation, biological process: multicellular organism development; proteasome-mediated ubiquitin-dependent protein catabolic process. The record is from RefSeq and is a predicted model, not a curated record. Gene Ontology annotation, cellular component: cytoplasm. Gene Ontology annotation, molecular function: zinc ion binding; ubiquitin conjugating enzyme binding; ubiquitin protein ligase activity. NCBI's taxonomy places the organism in Eukaryota, Metazoa, Arthropoda, Insecta, Lepidoptera, Tortricidae. The coding region runs from base 393 to 1238 and encodes 281 amino acids. The transcript has a single exon.
CAGAAUUUUUAUUCUGCAUUCGAUUGGUCGUCAUUGAAUCGUGCGACAACACAAUAUUUCAACCAUUUAUGAUAUUGAUACAAAAGAACAAUCGUAUUCCCUAAAUAAUCUUUUCUUUUAUUAAAAUUCUUCGUGAGAGCCGUGUUUAUAUUCUUAUAGUGUAUGUGAGUGAUUUAAAAGCUAUGGAAAAUAGUUAACAUUGACUGUCAAGCAAGAAAAAUAAUAGCAGUGGCCUCCAAACUUGUAAUGGAAUCUUAUUUCAAAGCGACUUCCAAACGAAAGAAAUCGGCUCUAGAGGGCUACAAGUGAGUUAUGUUGUUAAACUAGUUCGUGAAUACGUCGGUUGAUCGGUGAACGCUGGUCGACAGGUUUUAUAUGCGCGUAACGGUGACAUGAGCACGAAUAAGAGGCGCGGAGGAGCUAGCAGUUGUGCCGUGCCCGGGGUGCCCGCGCUGGCCGUGACCACCGUGCCCACCGCCAUGUCGGCCGACCUCGCGUCGUUGUUUGAAUGCCCCGUGUGCUUCGACUAUGUCCUCCCGCCCAUCCUGCAGUGCCAGAGCGGGCACUUGGUGUGCUCGAGCUGCCGACCCAAGCUGUCGUGCUGCCCGACGUGCCGCGGGCCCCUCGGCAACAUCCGCAACCUGGCCAUGGAAAAGGUUGCCAGCAAUGUAAUGUUCCCUUGCAAACACUCCAACACAGGCUGUACUGUGACCCUUGUUCACACAGAGAAGGCCGAGCACGAGGAAGCCUGUGAGUUCAGACCCUACUCCUGCCCCUGUCCCGGGGCCUCCUGCAAAUGGCAGGGCGGCCUCGAUCAGGUGAUGCCUCACCUUAUGAUGUCACACAAAAGUAUCACAACCCUACAAGGCGAAGACAUAGUUUUUCUGGCUACAGACAUAAACCUUCCCGGAGCAGUAGACUGGGUGAUGAUGCAGUCCUGCUUUAACCACCACUUCAUGUUAGUUUUGGAAAAGCAGGAGAAGUUUGAUGGGCAUCAGCAAUUUUUUGCUAUAGUGCAGCUUAUAGGUUCUAGAAAGGAAGCGGAGAAUUUUGCAUACAGGUUAGAGCUGAAUGGGCACCGUCGGAGGCUGACCUGGGAGGCAAUGCCGCGCUCCAUACAUGAAGGGGUCUCCUCCGCUAUCAUGAACUCUGACUGUCUUGUCUUUGACACAUCACUGGCUCAGCUGUUUGCUGACAAUGGAAACCUUGGAAUAAAUGUCACAAUAUCUAUUGCCUAAAAUCAAUAUUGCCACAUUAGUAGUAGAAAGCUGCCAGAAAAACUUAUUUCAUUGGCUAUAAAGAAUAAUCUAAUUAUAUUUUAAAAUGUCAGUGAAAUAGAAGUGUAAAGAUCUCUUAUGAAUUAUGUAUAGACAGUGUUUGAAAUUAUCAAACUGGAUUUAAUACUUUGUUACAAUUUGCAUUGUUUACAGUUCCCUGACUUUGACAUGUUUAUAUUUGAUAGGACAUCAUAAGCCAAAUGUUUUUUAUUUCAUUAUCAUUUUGUGUAUGUGUGUUCACUUUAGUGUUAAGUAGUGGAAAGUUUAAUUCGGAGUGCAAUGCUCCGGAAACGCCUUGUAGACAUAGAUUAUAAAUUAUAUCAAAUUAUGACCUCUCAUGUGUGAGGGAAAGUGAUUACUUUAUUCCAAAAUAUGAACAAAUAUUAUUUGUGUUGUUAACAUUUAAUCAUUUGUAUAUAGUGUAAUGUUAAGAGGUUUGAGCAAUUUCUAUGCAAUUAUAACUGUGUGGUUGCUUUUGAUCUAAUUUAGUGCUGGUAUUGACUGAGCUCAGGUUACAAGGAUGAUCAUCAUUCAUUGCUAAACCUUUUUUGUUUUCUUAGUCAACUACUUCUAAUUUCGAGGAAUUUCCCUUGCUGAGGAAUUCUCAAAAAGUUUAUACAUUGAAAUCACAUCUUAGAUGUUGAUAAAAAUUAUUAGGCCAGUAAUCUUGAGCAAGAUUACUAGGUUUCUCAAAAUGUAUAAAAUUUUCCUUUUUGUUACUAUACAUUUUUAGUAUUAUUUAUCUGAAUAAUAUUAAUUUGAUUUGACUAUUCUAAUACAAUCUUUAUCUAAAAUCAUACAUAUAAAUUAAUUGAUAAUGUGGGAUGUCUUGAAAUUAAAUAUUAUUUCGACUUCAUUAAGAAUUAUGAAUAUCAGCAAAUAUUAUUUAUGUUUCUUUACACUUUAGAAUCGACUGUAGGUAUAUCCACAUUUCUUGCAUUGUAAAAAACUGCAAAGUACAAUAUAUAAUAUGCUAGCUCAAAUUAAAUUGUCUUGAUAAAAAACCUGAUGUGAAAAAGCUCAGUGAAUUCAGUAACUAAAUCGCUAUCUUAUUAGUAAACCAUAAAAUAAGUAAAUAAAAUAAACCUGUUUAUCUUGUCCUAAAACCUGGCACUUCCGAACUCGAAAGUAGUCAGUUCUGGGCGUUGGUUGGUUCUGAUCAAUUGUUUUAGAUGUAUGCUUUAUUUAUACAAAGACCAUGUUACUUAAUCAAUUAAUCAUAGUCUAAUUGUUUGGGGUGCAUUCGGAUUCACUGUUUAAAAAAGUUUUUGCAUGCUAUUUGGAAAGCCUAAGGCACUGGUCCCACGGCGAGCUAGCAAACUAUGAGCUAUCGGCUAUUUGUGCGACAAAAGAUAGUCACUCCCGUGUAAAUAAAAGUGACAGAUGUA